AUGUUUCGCAUUUUGUAUAAUUCUUUAUCGGAAAAUUCUGAAAAACUUGCUGAAUACACUGGAUGUAAAAGAAAAAUAACAUAUGUCAAUGAUGUGGACAAUAUUAAUUCAAGUUUAUAUUCAGAACCAUUAAUUUAUUUUCAUUCGAAAAAGAGCAUCGAACCAUUAAAUGAUGAUUCAUUACAUGACAAUGAUUUUCAUAUUAGAUUUCAUCGAAAUGUAUUACGUUAUCAACGAAAAGUUGAAUAUUGUCAAUGGAUCGAAAAUAUUCAGGUAUCUACGGAUAAUGAGACUGGAUUAGAAGAAAAAACAUACUUUUAUAUCCAAAGAUGGCGUCCAAAUCCUGUUUCAUCAGUGCAUUAUAAUGAGGCAUUGAAUCAUGUUAAUCCACAACGUCAUCCAUAUUCAAGUAAAACUGUUACAUUAUCACAGGCAAAAAUAGGAAAAUUAAUUUUCAAUGAAGAUUUAAUUGAGCAGUUAUAUGAUUUUAAAAGUAUAACUGAUGAUAAUGAUAUCUUCAUCGAACCAGCUGGCAAAUAUGCUAGUGCAUAUAAUGAACAUCAAUUUGAAUAUAUCGGCAAUGGGCGUUUCCAUUCACAAUAUGAGAAAGUAUUACUAUAUAGUCCACCAACAAUCAAUCAAUUGCAAACUGAAACAAAAAUAGCAGGUGAAUAA
Adineta steineri is the source of this 675-nucleotide messenger RNA. Lineage: Eukaryota; Metazoa; Rotifera; Eurotatoria; Adinetida; Adinetidae. The record is from the annotation of a GenBank genome assembly.